Daucus carota subsp. sativus is the source of this 2417-nucleotide messenger RNA. RefSeq names its product small RNA degrading nuclease 5. Gene Ontology annotation, cellular component: nucleus. The record is from RefSeq and is a predicted model, not a curated record. The transcript has 14 exons. Gene Ontology annotation, molecular function: exonuclease activity; nucleic acid binding. Lineage: Eukaryota; Viridiplantae; Streptophyta; Magnoliopsida; Apiales; Apiaceae. The coding region runs from base 44 to 1900 and encodes 618 amino acids.
UUGAGGCCCAUAAACACUGAGAAUACUGGAUGCGUACGGGGGUAUGAACACUGUGGGUGGCACCUGUACAUGUAACACCUAUUAUUAUGCUAAUCACUCGCCCCAAAUUAAUAACCGGCGAGGCAAGCCCAAGUUUUGUGCAUACGUAGACACAGAUUCUAUGUUCUCUCACAAACAAAAGAUGAGUUCAAACAACAUUAAGUGUCAGAGUUCCCAUGAAGAUACUACACCAGGACCAGGAGACGGGGCCAACACCAACCCAUAUCUUGAUAUUUAUGGCCCAGAGGCAAAAGCAGAUGUCGUCUUUAAGCUUCCAGAGCCAGACUCUACUUUGAACUUUCACGACGUGCAAGGACUUGUCACCUGGGUGCUAGCUGAAGGGUUCAUGCCUUCCUGGAUUUUCAUUAAAAACAAACCCCUGAUUCCUAAAGUUGUUAUGCUUUAUGUACCUGGCCUUGACGCAGGUCUUUACUUGUCACAAUCAAAGGUACUUCACAGUUUCAAAGAAUACUGUGGUGUUCCAAGGGCAGUGUCAGCUCUAAGCUGUGUAGCAGAUGGAAUGCAAACUAUAGAUGCUCUUCUUACUUGCAAGGUGAAAAGAAAAAGGGAUACUGCUGUGCCAGUUAACAAACCUGUUCAGAGUUUUAAUCAGGGAACCUGCAAUUCUGGUUUAGAAAAUCUAUCCUCUGGUGCUCUCCCGAAAGAUAUACCAUUUCCCUUGUCCUAUUACACACUCACAGAAAAGGAACUAGAAGAUAAUGGUUACUGCAAUAGUCAACCAGAUUUUGUUUCGACUCUACCCUCUCCUUCAGGAGUUCCGACACAUGAAGUAUUGGCACUUGAUUGUGAAAUGUGUAUCACUAAAGAGGGGUUUGAGCUCACGAGAGUUACAAUGGUGGAUAUUAAAGGACAGGUCGUACUAGAUAAGUUGGUAAAACCACCAAACCCGAUUACUAAUUACAACACCAGGUACAGUGGUAUUACACCCGAUAUGUUGGAUCCAGUGACUACUACCCUUAAAGAUAUUCAGGAAAUUUUUCUACAACUAGUUCACAGAGAAACAAUAUUGGUUGGACAUUCGUUGGAGAAUGAUUUGCUAGCACUAAAGAUAUCUCACCAUCUGGUGAUUGAUACAGCAGUGUUGUACAAGCAUUCACGUGGCAGUACUUACAAAUUGUCACUUCGUGUGCUCACUCGAAAUUACCUUGAUAGAGAAAUACAAGAAUCAACAAAUGGACAUGAUAGUAUUGAAGAUGCAAAAGCUACUCUGGAACUAGCAUUACUGAAAGUAAGACAUGGACCUGAAUUUGGUGCACCUCCUUCAUUCACGCGAAAGAAACUGCUUACAGUUUUAGGUGAAUGUGGCAAAACCUCAUCUGUUAUCGACAACAUAUUUGUGGUGAAGCGAUAUGCAUCUGAUUCCUCCAAUGCCAUUCCAGUGUCAUCUGACGAUGAGGCUCUAAUAAAAGCCAAUAAAGAGAUCAAUAAUGAAAAGGUGCAUUUUGUAUGGGUACAAUUCUCCGAGUUAAAUGCCUUUUUAAAGAAGCAAGCAGAGGAUGAUGCUAAAUUAAAGGAAACCCUUGCAGAGAUGAUAGCAUUGAUUACUUGUAAAAAGUUAACCAGAAGAAAAAAAAGCAUCAAGUGCCAGAUUACCUCUGAAUUGAAGGACACUCUUCAUGGAUUAAAUACUCGUGUCAAAGCUUUGUACACCAGUUUACCUACAAAUACCAUGAUCAUUAUUUGCACUGGUCAUGGGGACACUGCAGUUGUACAAAGAUUGAGGAGAAUGCUGACACAACAAGUGGAAACUGCUCUACAGCGUGAGCACAUAAUUAAAGUUUUGGAAGAGCUGCAAGCCCAAGCUGAAGUAGGGUUGUGUUUUGUGGGCGUAAAGCACUAAAUACAAGUACAGCUAUCUGACAGCUUGUCGAUUUAAACACCAAACCAUAAUUAAAAGGAGCAGAAUUUUUGACAUUUGAGACAACGAACCUUUUUGUUAUGAUCUACUGCUUUAGUUUCUUGUGCUCCCUACAUCUUAGAUCCGAGGAUUACUGGAGGAGCAGCCGGAAUCUACAUCACUGUUGCUAUUGUUGAGCUAAGAGAUUUUUCAGGCCCUUUUCAUUGCUAUGAAGGAUAUAUUGGUACUGGAGGGCAACAAAUGUACAGUUUCUACAGAUACUAAUCCAAUAUUCAGUUGUAUUUCUUUUUUAAUAUUUGUUCUAAAGAAAUUCUUCGCUUCCUUUUCGAGGAAUAUGUCUCGGUGACUGGCCAUAAGUUCCAAACAAUAUGUAGCAUUUGUCUAAUUUUAGAAUAUACUUGAAUGUCAAAAACUAACACAUAAUGAGAAUUCUGAUUGACAUUUAAGGACAAAUUCAAUGGUGGUCUAAAGUUCCAAAUUUAGACCUUUUUCUUAUUUA